Messenger RNA from Nothoprocta perdicaria, 1051 nucleotides. RefSeq names its product BTG anti-proliferation factor 4 (gene BTG4). Gene Ontology annotation, biological process: negative regulation of cell population proliferation; negative regulation of mitotic cell cycle. The coding region runs from base 154 to 852 and encodes 232 amino acids. Lineage: Eukaryota; Metazoa; Chordata; Aves; Tinamiformes; Tinamidae. Gene Ontology annotation, cellular component: cytoplasm; nucleus. The transcript is spliced from 5 exons. The record is from RefSeq and is a predicted model, not a curated record.
UGUUUUGCUUUUAGUUUUUAGGUGGGUUCUUCUGGGGUUUUUUUUUGGAUACUAAACCUGUUUCUUUAGAAUCCUGUGUAAGAUUUGUGACUUUGAUCAGACCGAAGAUAUCAGUUGUGGUGUGAAAAGCUAAAGCACCUUCUGUACUUUAAAAUGAAAGAUGAAAUUGCUGCCACAGUCUUCUUCAUCACAAGGCUAAUAAAAAGGCAAGACAAGCUGAGUAAACGAAAAAUGGAGAAAUUUGCAACUAAACUGACAACAAUACUGUUUGAAAAGUACAAGGAUCAUUGGUAUCUGGACAAUCCAUCCAGAGGACAAGCUUUCAGGUGUAUAAGGAUAAACAAACACCAAAGGAGAGAUCCACUGCUGGAGCAAGCUUGUGUGGAGAGUAAUGUGGACUUCAAUCAUCUUGGUUUGCCAAAAGAGAUGACGCUAUGGGUUGAUCCAUUUGAAGUAUGCUGCAGAUAUGGAGAGAAGAACCGGCCUUUCACGAUUGCUCAUUUCCAAGGAGAAGAGAACCGAGAGCUUCCACAGCAGAUCAGCUAUGCUGUUGAUAGAGCAGCAUUGGACUAUCAUUCUGGUACCUCUUCAGAUGAGGAGAGCUUCAACAAGGAGCCAAAAACGAUCCCUACUGUCAGCAAUCCUAACAGUGUCUAUCAGUUCAAUGACUUCUGCAAACCACCUAUACAGACCUGGUCUCAGUAUCUUCAUAGGAAGGCAUAUAUGACUGAUGGACCUCCUCAGACAGGCUCAUAUUAUGCCCAGCACAGGGGUUACAGAGUCUACAGGCCAACAGCUGCUUUCACAGGACCGCGUAUUGAUAGAUACCAUUGGAUCAAUACCAAGCGGUAGAACUGUGGGUGUGCCUGUUUCAGGCAGUUGAAACACUUAAGUGUGGCACAGAAUGAAGGCUGACACUGAAGUUGUGUAAAUGAUGUAAAAAGCACUGAUGCGGUCGUGUGUGUUUGAAACUAUACGGUUUUAUUAUGUAACCAUUUUAAUGUUUUAUUAGUAUUUAAAAUUGAAAAUUCAUGUGUAAGACUCUAUUUGU